Pezoporus occidentalis (night parrot) is the source of this 4760-nucleotide messenger RNA. It is a transcript of the gene SPART, whose product is annotated as spartin. Gene Ontology annotation, cellular component: plasma membrane. Gene Ontology annotation, biological process: cell division; negative regulation of BMP signaling pathway. The transcript is spliced from 8 exons. The coding region runs from base 1242 to 3134 and encodes 630 amino acids. The record is from RefSeq and is a predicted model, not a curated record. Lineage: Eukaryota; Metazoa; Chordata; Aves; Psittaciformes; Psittacidae.
UUGUUCUUGUGCAACUUGAUAGAAUGUGGCUCAUCAUUGUCUGAUAUCUCAUCAAUGCUUUGUACAGUGGCAUUAAUACUUCUGUAUGUGUAAUAGAAGUAUUUUUUUUUGAACUUUGAUUUUUACUUACCCCAUUUUUUUUGUGUCUUGCUAUCAUUGUGAUUUUAUCUAGAUUUUCCUCCUUUAUUCCAUCCAGUUUACAGCAGAGAAUCAUUGUUUUUCUUGAAAACACAUGCUCUUUCAUUUUUAUAUAGUACCCUAUUUUUGUUGUCCACAACCAUUAUUUCCUAGUAUAAUAACCUGAUUUUUCUGAAUUGACAAUGCCUCUCAACACUGUCAGCAAAAAAAAUUUCACUGGAAUUUUUUGCAUUGUGUUUUGUAAACACUAUCUUUGUCCAAGAAUGAUUUGUAUUUACUGCAUUUGGCCAGGACAGAAGAUACACGUUCAAUUAAAACAUAUACACAUAAACCUGUUGGAUUCUUUUCUGCUCUUCAGUUAUUGAAAUACACAUGAGGCAGUCUGAGGAAUACAUUCAUAGAACCUGCAACCUGCACAUAUUGGUGCUUCCAAGUUUUUGUCACCUGGAAUGCAAGGAAGGGAGAACACCAGUUGUCUUUCUCACUUUAUAAACCCUGUAAAGGAAAUAAGUAAUGCCCUGGUUUUAUUUUGUAAAGCACAGCUUUAACUGUUCAGAGUAUUUCUUCCCAGUCCUGUGUGUUGAUGUUUACCAAGAUUUGUUUAAGUCUGUUGAGUGCUUUCCCUUAAAAUAUUUAAAUAAAUAUGUACUGAUUUUUUUAAGUUCAGCCUUUAUUUGAAUUGGCAAAAUGUUAACUGAAAUUUUUUAAUACCUUGAAGAUUUUUUUAAAAAAUCAUCAAAAGUAAAUUCUUAAACUUUUUUUUAGUCCUGUAUUUGCUACUGAUCUUAAUUUUUUAAGAUGGAAAAUUUCAUUUUGGGCAUGUCCAUAUUCUUCUGAUGUUUAACUUUUAAGAAAUACAUGUCUGAUGUAACUAGAUAUGAUAGUUAUAGGUUUCUUGCUGUCUUGAAAUCACGUAUUCUAAAUCUGAAGGUUAUUAGGCGAUAACCGUAACAUAUCAGACGCUGUACCAAGCAGCUAGUUAGCUUUCUGCUAAUACAUGCAGUAUGGUCAUCACUAGAAACUAAUUAGAAAGCAUUUUAUUCUAAGGUAAAUAUUGUUUGGCUUUAUAAAUAUUUUUAAUAAUUUUUAUACAGUUUACAGUAAUGGAACAGCUGCAGGAUCCCAUUAUGCAAGAAGAUGCAAAUAUUAAAGCUAUUAAUGAAGAGUACAGGAAAGCCUUUCUUUUUAUUAAUAAAGGACUGAAUACAGAUGAACUGGGUCAGAAGGAAGAGGCAAGAACUUAUUAUAAGCAAGGGCUUGACCACUUGCUCCGAGGAAUUAGCAUUCCAUCACAGGGCCCUGCAUGCAUAGGGUCCCAGUGGGAGUCUGCUAGGCAAAUGCAACAGAAGAUGAGGGAGACCCUGCAAAACGUUCACAUUCGACUUGGCAUUCUAGAACAAAACACCCCACCUGUACAAGCGAGUCCUGCUGUGAUGGAUGCCCCUGAUGGGGUGCCCAGGUUGUACCCGUCUGUUCCUUCCAAAGAAAAGCCAGAAAGACCCCCUGCCCCUAAUUCUCUACUUGUACCAAGUCAGCCACCUGCAGCAGAUGGAAGUGUUGCAGCUGUGAGCCCAGGGCAAAUUCCAGCUAUGAGUCCAUCUGCAAAACCUCUUUGUCUGCCAAAUGAAGCACCUCCUGCCUAUACUCCUCAAGCUACCAAUGGCCAUUUUACUGUGUCCUAUGGCACAGACUCUGGGGAGUUUUCUUCUGUAAGUGAGGACUACUACAGCAAGUGUACUCAGCCACCUCCCCUUGAAAACCUGGGAGUGGAUGCAGAUGAGCUGAUCUUGAUUCCUCAAGGGGUACAGAUAUUCUUCGUGACUCCUGAUGGGCAGGUUAGUGCUCCUUCAUAUCCUGGAUAUCUGCGCAUUGUGAAGUUCUUGGAUACGGAUAGCGAGACGGCCCAGAAUCGUCCACCUGCAUUUCUUCAGGUCUGUGACUGGUUAUAUCCUCUAAUGCGUAACCAGUCUCCUGUUCUGUGCUGCAAUACUGGAGUCUACAUGUUCCCUGACACAAUGUCCCAGAUACCGGGAUCCUACGUGGGACUAGUGCUGUCUUCAGAACUUCCAGCAGCUGACAGAGAGCUGUUUGAGGAUCUCUUAAAACAGAUGUCUGACCUUCGAAUCCAGGUGCCAGGAUCCCAUGAGAGAGUAGGGUUAUCUUCAGAGCUCCCAGCAACUGAGAGAGUGCAUUUUGAAGAUAAAUUUAAACAGAUGUCUGGCCACAAAGUCCAGCCUUCAGAUACCUCUGGUGAUGCAAUUAACUUGUCUCAGACUGUACGGAUUGAACCACAACCUGAAGGAGCAGAAAAUCAGAAAGAAUUGCCAGAAUGGAGUGAGAAAGUUGCCCAUGGAAUCUUGUCAGGUGCAUCUUGGGUAAGCUGGGGCCUAAUAAAAGGCGCAGAAUAUACUGGUAAAGCUAUACAUAAAGGAGCUUCUAAACUGCGAGAACACAUCCAACCAGAAGAAAAACCUCUGGAAGUCAACCCAACUGUAGCAAAGGGACUUCAUGUAGCAAAACAGGCUACUGGAGGAGCUGUGAAAGUCAGCCAAUUCUUAGUCGAGGGAGUCUGUUCCAUAGCAAGCUGUGUUGGGAAGGAGCUGGCUCCGCACGUAAAGAAGCAUGGCAGCAAAUUAGUUCCAGAGUCCCUCAAGAAAGAUAAAGACGGCAAAUCCACAUUGGAUGGUGCUCUGGUGGUAGCAGCAAGUGGAGUUCAAGGGUUUUCAACAGUGUGGCAAGGUUUAGAAAGUGCAGCGAAGUGCAUUGCUAAAAGCGUUUCAACUGAGACUGUAAAAACUGUCAAAUACAAGUAUGGAGAUGAUGCUGGCCAUGCUACAGACAAUGCUAUGAAUUCUGCAAUCAAUGUUGGUGUGACAGCAUUUAACAUUGACAAUAUUGGUAUCAAGGCUGUUGUAAAGAGAACUGCAAAGGAAACCGGACAUGCUGUGUUGGAUGAAUAUAAAGUAUUGGAUAAUAAGAAGAAGGAUAAAAAAUGAAAGCAUUGAAAUAGUUCUCAAAGCCUUACAUUAGAGAUGGAACUUCCUAUUUAGAAGUCACUACAUUGCUAAUCUGCAAUUUAACACAAAUCACGCUGUACUUUUCAAUCAACUGUUACUUAAUUUGAUAUGAAAAUUUAAUAGUAGGAAGGGUGUUUAUGCAAGGAAAAAUGAAAAUUGUCUUAAUUCCUUGUUGGGUAUUGAACAAGGGUUUUAAACAACUGAAUCAGGGCUUUAGACAAUGGGACAGAUAAUGAGUUUGCAGUUAAUAACUUGCCUCUUUAAGCACUUUUUCAAAAUAUAAAAUGAACUAGAUUAAUAUAGAAAUACUGUUGUGAAUAUUUUUGGAAUCCUUUAUAUUUGUAAGGAAGGUAGUGAUACAGAAACAAAUAGGAUUAAUAAUUGCGGAACAAGUAGGAUUUCUAGUUUUAUUUUUUAACUGUUCUGAAGAGUUAGUUUUACAAAACCAGCCUUGUCUUAUUUAAUAUGCACUGCUAAAAUAAGCUUUGUGUUUCAUUGUUUUGUAGAUAAUUUCCUUUUUUGGCUAUCAAACAGCUAAUCUUAUCCAAAGUUCAUGUUAGAAGAAGUGAAAGAUGAGCCUCAGGUAACUAGGUAUUUAUUCCCUUUAAAACUUUUUUUUUCUUUUUUUCAUCCAGCAUAUAAGCAAACCAAAGAUAUGAAGCAUCUCUAGUAAAAGAGGGUAUUUACAACUGUAGACAAAUGUAUUCUUUAGUUGGCUCCAUAAGGAAUAUACAAAUAUUUUUUUGAGAUUUUUAUGUAAAGGAUGAGUAUAUUUUUGCGUAAAUUAUUCUUCUGUGAAAACAGAAAAUUCCAUUAUUAUUCUAUAGAGGACACUAGGAACUUCUAUGCAUUCUGUAUUUUUCAGCCAAUUCAGAAAGAUGCAGAGUAUAUACUAUGGCCUCCUAAUGGCAGAUACAGAAUCACAGAACCUUAGACUGUUUGGGUUAGAAAGGACCUUAAGAUAAUUUAGUUCCAACCCCCCUGCCAUGGGCAGGGACACUUCCCACUAGACCAGGUUUCUCAAGGCCCUGUCCAGCCUGGCUUUGAACACUGCCAGGGAUGGAGCAUUCACAGACAAUAUGUAUUUGCUUCAAGAAGUAGUUCUAACAGCAUCUUUAUUCCGUUAAAUUCAUAGUUGCACGAGGUUUGUCUUUAAAGGGUAUGAAGACAAGCCCUCUUAAUGGAGAGGUGUGUGGAUGAGAAUAGACAUGACUGUGUAGGUUAUCCUGUUCCUAGUGCAGUGUGAAAUAACUCCAUUUGUAGAACCAUUGAAAUGCUUUCACACUGUUUAUUUAACAGUUCACUGUUGAGUUUCAAAGCUGCUACAUAUUCUAAUAUUGGCUGAACCUGUAGCAAGCAGAACUCUUAUCACUUUAAAACUUAUCUCCAUUUCAUGUGAAUGGAGAAAAUAACUAUAAUUUGUUGUUAGCAAAUGGUAUUUGCAUCACAUUGGAAAAAAUAAAUAACUAAUGAUGUUAGAAUGGUAAUAGAUGCACAUUUUGUCGUGGCUACUGUAGGUGUGUACUUAGGGUGAGAAAUGUGAAAAAAAGGAUCUAACCACUUGAAGUGUAAUGAUUUAUGGAAAUAAAGAUGAUGUCAAAGUUG